GGGGGGAGGUUGUGUGCUUAGAAAACCUAUCACUGUUCAAGGACUCCUGCUAUAUUACUCCCUGACUGGAAUGCUGAAUAUUAGAUGCAUGUGAAGGAGAAUCAUUGAACGAUGGACUACACUCGUCAUGCCGAUGUGUGGGAGCAUCCAGCUCCUCAGCCCUGGACAGUUUGAUCCAGAACCUCUAACUGGACGUCUGCAUUCCCCAUAGUCAGGUGACUGACCUGGGCUUUGAACACAUGGCUCUUAGAGCUCUCUGAUCCUGCACUGUAUUUCUGUACUUCACUGGUCCGGUCAUGGAGGAGCUGCAGGAAGGUGUGAUGAUGAUGAUGAAGAACCCUCAGGGUGGUAUGAUGCUCCCGCUGCACACCGGAGACCAGAAUGGAAACGCUUUCUCUCAGACCUCCUCCUCAUCGUGUACCGAGUCGCCUUCGUCCUCCAGACGUGGCGAAGCGUCUCCAGACUCUACCCGGAGUUUAAGCAGCCUGAGCAGUGGACGUGUGGACAGUCCUCUGGACGUGGACAUGCCAGAGGGAGACGUGGGGAAGAAAACAGGCACGGAAGGCGUGAAUGGCCACCCAGACACGCCCGAACAAAACGCCACGCAAAGACAAGACUGCUCAGAGUCUGUCGACAAUGAGAACGACAAAUCUGUCUCUGUCUACCUGGACGCCACUGACGACGGCUGGAACGAAAACAUCACCCUGGUCAUUACCGAGCUUCAGAGACAGGACGGUAACCAUGGUGAUGUUGAUGUGGACAGCCACGGUAACGUACGUGUGUACGAGGUGAGCUGGUCACAGAGCUUAGACGGCUCUCAGAAAACCGAGGCUCCCCUGUGCUCCUCGGAGAACGACGAUGACAAAGACGGGGCGGAGGAGGAGGAGGACUCGUUCUUGUCCGUGAGCUCCGGAGAGGUGGCGACGAGGAGCGACAACGGGAGUCCGACCGAGUCAGAGCGAGCCGUUAGCAGUGACUCGGCUCUGGGAGAGCCAGCUACCCCCAGGCUCGACCUCCCUCCCACUGCCUCGGUGGACACGUGUGAGGCUCUGUCAGAGAAGGCAGGGACGCAGAGCUCCGACAGGGGGCCUGAGACGGGCCCUGUGGACGAGCUCCACGAGGAGGCUGUGGAGUUGCCUACCAAGGAAGGACCGGCGGAGCUGUCUUCAUCCCCCAUUGUCCUGGAGAUGAUUUCGAGUGAGAGCGAGGUAGUUCCCGAUCUUGAAGGUCACCGUGAAGUUGCCCAAGCUUUUUCGUCCCCACACGAUUCCAAAAACACACCCCUCCGUGCCCACUCACUCACCAACUCACCGUCCCAUCGCGGAAGUGGUCAAAGACUCAACACACAAAAGACCAAAGAGCAACCAGCUGUGUCUAAUGCAAAGCUUAACACAAAGACCUCCUCCCCAAAGUCCACUAAACCUGAAAUCAAGAGGUUCCCCAGACCUGACCUGAGGAAUGUGAAGGCCAGGAUCAUCUCCAGACCCACCUCUGCACCAAGAUUAGCCAAUCCAGCGCAGGGAGACUCCAACGAAGGAAAACAGCUUCUUGCUGUAGCACGUUUGAAGAAGGAGGAGAACCAAGAUGGGGGAAAGAGACAGAGAUCGUCCUCUGUCCAAGCCAGAAUGGCUGCCGUUAAACCCUCCGCGGGUCAUGUUCCUGACCCGAAAGUCAAAGACCAUCAGCAGGAAGAAGGAAAGAAAGCCCUGCUGAACAACAGUACCUGCCAGAGUUCAGAGACGACCCCAGAGGUCAGCCAGGAACGCCGCCCCAAACUUCAUCCCACCGUCUCAGAGGACAAGGAGAGCGUGAAGGAGACAGGAGGAGCCGCUGAAGGCACAAAGCACCUCCUCAAUGGACGACCUACAGCUGAGGAGACUCACAAAAGCAACAUCCAGACAGUCUCCUCAAAGCUCGGCUCCCCAGCCACCCCUGCUGCCGGACCUCCCGCUCCUGCUCCUGCUCCCUCUCCGGCUCCAGCCUCCAAACCCAAGCCUCCAGGCAGAGAGUGGCGUCCAGCGGGGAGUCUGUCCCCUCCAAGGGGCCAAGUGGGCAUUCCUAAGGCACGUUUAACGGACAGGUCUGCAGUGACUGUUGGCUCCGCCCCCUCCAAUAAGACCCCUCAGAUCUCCACAGCCUCACGCAUCGUCAGCGCUUCCAAACUGCCAAUCAAAGGCUUGGUCAGCAGCCUCAGCUCCUCCUCAGUGGGCAGUAACUCCAGCGAGACCAAUACCAGCGCUGCAGCCAACAGAGUUGCUGCUGCAGCAGUGAAGAGUGAGGAGAGGCCCAGUCGACCUGGUCCACAGGUUCAGGGCAAACCCCCUGUCAGCAAAGUCAUAUCAUCACGAGGCAGAGUUACCUCUAUCCCCACAGCCAAGAGCGCUGCUACCGGCCUGAAGAACCCUGCGACGUCAAACCAGGUGUCUUCCAAACCGACCCAGAAUCCUUUGCAGAGGAGUGGCUCUGCACGGCUAAACCGCCAGUCUGCAGUCUCAGUUGACAAGAACAAACCCAGACCUGCGGCAGGGGGGACGUCUCCGGGGCCGCGGUCGCAGCCAUGCCAGGCCGGGGGGCAGGGAGAGGGGGUGACCGGGGAGGACCAGCCCCUCAGCACUGCCCAGUAUCGCCAGCAGAGCGAGAAAAAGAGCCAACACAUCCUUCAGCUCCGCAAACUCCUCACCACAGGAAACAGACACAUGGAGGCGCUAGCCCUGGUCAUCCAGCACCUCUUCACCGAGAGAGAAGACGCCCUCAAACAGAAACAGGAACUUUCUGGCCAGCUGAGUAGUCUGCGAGAAGAACUUGGUAAAUCGUUAACAUGCUGUGAGCGUCUGGAGAAGGAGAAAGAGGAGGUGCAGGUGGCGUUUGAGGCGGUGCUGCAGAAGCUGCAGGAGCAGCAUCAGGAGGAGCUGGUGCAGCUGGAGGAGCGGCUGAAGGAGUUUUACUCUGCGGAGUGGGAGAAGACUCAUCAGAUGUACCAGGAGGAGGCAGACAGAUGCAGAGCUCUCAUGCAGCAGCAGGUGGAGGAGGUGAGGAGCAAACAGGAGGCUCUGAGGAGAGAGCAGGAGGAGAGCCACACACAGCAGGUGGAGUCACUCAGACAGAGUUAUGAGAGCUCUGUAGCAGACCUCAUAAAGAACCACGAGCAGGAACUGCAGAACCUGGACAAAACGCUCAAAGAGUCGGAGACCUCGCUCAACGAAAAGAUCGAACAGCUCACAACAGAGAACAGUGCCCUGAGCGAAAAGCUGAAAGCAGAGGAAGAGAGGAGAAAAAUAUUGGCGGAGACAAGUCAGAAGGACUCUCACACACUGUAUUUGGAACAAGAGCUGGAGAGUCUGAAGGUUGUGCUGGAGAUUAAGACCAACCAGCUCCACCAGCAAGAGAGGAAACUUAUGCAGAUGGACAAACUGGUGGAGACCAAUGUGAAGCUGGAGGAGAGUUUAAAGAAGGUGCAACAGGAGAAUGAGGACUACAAGGCCAGGAUGGACAAACAUGCAGCUCUGUCAAAGCAGCUGUCCACAGAGCAGGCCCUGCUGCAGCAAACCUUACAGAAGGAGUCCAAAGUCAACAAACGUCUCUCUAUGGAGAACGAAGAGUUGCUAUGGAAACUGCACAAUUGUGACUUGAGCAGCCCGCGACGUGUCUCUCCCUCCUCGCCGUUCGCCUCACCGCGAAACUCCGCCUCCUUUUCCAGUGCGCCCCUCUCACCCAGAUAACCCUGGACCCCCCCUGCCCUGCCCCACUCCCCCCAAAAAAACAUUCCCCUCUCCAAAGUAUGGACGGACCUCUUUUUGAAGGCCUAUCCACUGAGGACUUGUACUGUUUAAUCUGUAUAGACUCGACCUCCCCCACAUAAAAACAAAGAAAAGACAAUGUGGCACACAUGCACUUCCUGGAGCAAGAGAACACCACUCUGUUCCGUUUGGUCUCUCACCUUUCGCUCACACUCGUCUAUUGGAGGAGAGGAAGAACAGCAAACCAAACCUCAGGGUCUGUACAUAGCAUCACAACACUUCAUGCUCUGGUUUUGGUUUUGUUUUGUUGUUUUUUUUAGGUUUUUUUUGCUAUUGUUUCUGUUUAGUCCCCUCAGUGUUCAUUUUACUUUGAGCUAUUUUUGGUUUUACUCUGUUUAGUUCUUCUGAGAGCAGUUUUUUUUUUUUUUGUGCGUGGGUGUGUGUCACUUCAAACACACUGAAAUGUGGAAUUCUCCCUUUUUUCGCCUGCUGGACAAACAAAAGACUUCACAAAAACAAUGGUCCUUUUUAUUUUUAUUUGGAGAAUCCAAAAAAGAAUUUUGCAUUGAGGAAAUUUGUGUUUUGAAUGAUGAAAUGUGUGUGUUGUUCAGGAGAGCAGAGUGAAGCAUAAAACUGCUCCUUCUGCACCCCAGGUAUUGUGUGUUUCCUUAUACAGACAGCAUUAGAGGAGUUUAACUCUCCGUAGUCUGAUCCAAAUCUACAACAUUUCUUACCAAAUCUUGCUACCGCAGAAUGUACAAUUUCCCCUCGGAAAUUUCCACAAACCCAGAACACUGUGUGGAGGGAGUAUCCCCCUUCUCCCCACCUCAUCUGACCUGCGCAUCUGAUUUACAUUUGUCCUGACUUUAAUAAAAACCACG
Messenger RNA from Chanos chanos (milkfish), 4618 nucleotides. It is a transcript of the gene mtus1b, whose product is annotated as microtubule associated tumor suppressor 1b. The transcript has 15 exons. NCBI's taxonomy places the organism in Eukaryota, Metazoa, Chordata, Actinopteri, Gonorynchiformes, Chanidae. Gene Ontology annotation, molecular function: microtubule binding. Bases 297 to 3719 code for a protein of 1140 amino acids. The record is from RefSeq and is a predicted model, not a curated record. Gene Ontology annotation, cellular component: nucleus; cytoplasm.